Molecule: messenger RNA, 1464 nt
Organism: Guillardia theta CCMP2712
Lineage: Eukaryota; Cryptophyceae; Pyrenomonadales; Geminigeraceae
Exons: 27
Coding region: 1-1464 (487 amino acids)
Cellular component (GO): plasma membrane
Molecular function (GO): glutamate:sodium symporter activity; L-glutamate transmembrane transporter activity; neutral L-amino acid transmembrane transporter activity
Source: RefSeq, a predicted model, not a curated record
AUGUCCGUCAAGCUCGAGCGAAGGUGGAGCUCUGAGAAUGAGCGAGAAAUGGAAGAGGAGGUGGAUGAGGAUCGCAAUCGCUCGCACGGGCACGAGAAGCUGCUCGUGGAAGACUCGAUGGAUGAAGAGGAGAUGAAUCGGAGGAUCAGCCGGUGGGAUUGCAUGCACAGGGCGUGGAGGAGAGAUCCCCUCCUGUUCUACACAGUAUGUGGAGUUCUUUGCGGGAUAGUCCUGGGGAUCAUCUUGACUUCCAGUCUCCCACCUGGUACAGGAAAGGACUCGCCGAGAUACAUUGUGACGAAGUUAGUGGGCUUUCCUGGAAGAGCUUUCUUGAAUCUCCUGAAGAUGAUGGUUCUACCACUGAUAUCUGGAAGCAUGAUUGCUGGUGUCUGUGCCUUGAAGGAGGCCGGGUCCUCAACCAAGCGACUGGCCAAAAUUGCAAUCUCCUUCAUGGCUGGAACUACCUUUCUUGCGGUCAUUGUCGGUCUUGUCGUCGUAGUAACGGUACAGCCCGGUUCAGCCGUGUCGACCUGGACCAACACAACGACGAGCUCCAAGAAUGGGUCUAACGCGGGCAUGCUCGACACUAUUCUAGAUGUCUUCUUAAAGAUGUGUCCGCCCAACAUCGUUGAGGCAGCGGCGAACAUGUCGGGAAGUAGGAAUAUCCUAGGCGUGCUUGUCUUCUCGGUCUUCUUUGGCAUAAUGUUGUCAAGAUUGGACUCCAGUGAAACGGCUUCUAUGAUCCAUCUUAUUACCAUCUUCAACCAUGUGGUGAUGAAGAUGGUGGAAGCAAUCCUUUGGCUUUCACCCCUGGGCAUCUGCUGCCUGAUAUCAUCACAAAUGUGCGAGUCUGACGACUUGGGAAACAAGUUCCGGUCACUGGUGAUGUACAUUUUCGCAGUCACCAUAGCGCUGGGCAUCCAUGGCCUCAUCUUGCUACCAGCCAUCUUCUGGUUCAAUACCAAGACCAACCCGUGGACCUUCACAAAGGGGCUCUUGCCUGCCCUGGCAACUGCCUUCGGGACUGACUCGUCCUCGGCCACUCUGCCCGUCACUAUCCUUUGCUGCGAGAGGAACGGCGUCUCCCCGCAGAUCUGCAAGUUUGUUCUCCCGCUCGGGGCGACGGUCAACAUGAAUGGAACGGCGCUCUACGAGGCCCUCACCGUCAUCUUCAUCGCCCAGCUGCACCAGGUCCCCUUGUCAGCUGGGCACAUGAUCGUCAUCGCUGCAACUUCUACCCUAGCAGCCGUCGGAGCUGCUGCGAUCCCGUCAGCUGGGCUCGUGACCAUGGUCAUGGUCCUGCAGGCUGCCGGCCUGGACGAGUACACUGGAGAUCUCUCCCUGAUCUUCACGGUCGACUGGGCGUUGGAUCGACUCAGAACGACGGUCAACGUGCUGGGAGACGCCUACUGCGCGGGAGUUACCCAGCACUUCACCAGCUCGGAGACGGAGGAGUCGGUGUGA